UUAACUUUUAUAAUCGAUUCAGUGCCAAGUCGAAAAAUGGCAGCGAAAGGUCUUGUGUUCCUGGCAUUGGGAGUUGUUCUGUGGGGGUUUGCGGGCCUAAGUUUUGGGCUUAGCCUUUUGUCUGUGUUUCUUAUUUACCUGAUAACAGGAGGCUGGAGAUUUACCCGGAAUGCAAUAAUAACACUACCAAGAGAUGCACAUGGUAUUUAUACUUUAUUCGCUAUGAAGUACAUGCUGUAUAAAUAUCAACGUGACAGUAUGCUUGUCCACAAACUCUUUCAAAGGAACGUUAAAAAACAUCCAAAUAAAAUAGCCUUCAAGAUCGAGGAUAAGACCUGGACAUUUCAACAGAUUGAAGAUUACAGCAAUUCUGUAGCGAACUAUUUCUCUGGGGCAGGUUACAGACAUGGCGACACUGUGGCUAUUUUCAUGGUUGGCAGACCAGAGUUUGUCGCCAUAUGGCUUGGAUUGUCCAAGAUAGGAGUUGUUGCUGCGCUAAUCAAUUUCAACCUACGACUUAAGUCAAUGUCCCACUGCGUGUCCGUAUCAAAUGCUCGUGCCAUGAUUUAUGGAAGUGAGCUAUCAGAAGCCAUUUCAGAAGCUCAAGGAUUGCAGACUCAGGGUUUGCAGUACUUUUGUUUUGGUGAUGUCCAACCUGGGGUUAAAGAUGCCAUUCAUCUAGACCCACUCAUCCAGUCAGCCUCAACCUACUGCCCAACCUGCCCAAGAGAACUCAAAAUGAAAGAUAAACUUACCUACAUCUACACAUCAGGUACAACAGGCUUGCCAAAAGCAGCUGUGAUAACGCACUCUCGCUUUAUCUACAUGGCAACCGGAAUGAACCUUGGAUUUAAUUUCCGUAGGGAUGAUAUCAUCUAUUGUGCCAUGCCACUCUACCACUCGGCUGGGGGUAUUGUAGGGGUGGGACAGGUGCUAUUAUAUGGGUGCAGCAUGGCUAUUCGCAAGAAAUUCUCUGCUAGCAGAUUCUGGGAUGAUUGUAUUAAAUACAAUGCAACUGUUAUACAGUACAUUGGAGAGAUUUGCAGGUACCUACUUAAUCAGCCUGACCGUCCAUCAGACACUGGCCAUAAAGUCCGAAUGGCCAUAGGCAAUGGCCUACAGAGAAAAUUAUGGACAGACUUUGUUUACAGGUUCAAGAUACCAAAGAUAGCUGAGUUUUAUGGUGCCACAGAAGGCAACACGAACAUCAUCAACACCACAAGUUAUCCAGGUGCUGUUGGCUUCAAUUCUAUCAUCCUUCCCCGUGUUUAUCCUGUGACACUGAUCAGAGUCGAUGAGGUCACAAAAGAAAUUAUCCGAAAUAAAGAAGGUCUAUGUGAAAGAUGCAAACCAGGACAAGUUGGGCAUCUCAUUGGGAAGAUACGGAAAGGAGAUCCCACAAGGGAGUUCCAUGGUUAUGUCAACAAGGAGGCAUCCGGAAAGAAGAUAGCAUGUGAUGUAUUUCAGAAGGGAGACAGUGUGUUCCUCUCAGGUGACAUGUUGUACAUGGAUGAGCUAGGCUACAUGUUUUUCUGUGACCGUUCUGGUGAUACAUUCCGUUGGAAGGGAGAGAACGUUUCCACCACCGAGGUUGAGGGCACAGUGACUGGGCUGUUAGGCCUUCGUGAUUCUGCUUGUUAUGGUGUUGACAUACCAGGUACUGAAGGGCGGGCUGGAAUGGUAGCAGUAGUUGGCUCUGCUGGAGAUAUUGACCUUGUGUCACUCAACCAGGGUCUGCAGAAGGCUUUACCAGCUUACGCUAAACCAAUCUUCAUCCGAUUCACUGACAAACUGGAUAUGACAUCCACUCACAAAGUUAAGAAGACUGCUUUGAGAGAAGAGGCAUACCACUUACCAAAAGUAAAUGGGGAUGCUGUUUACUACUUGGAUGGUAAAACUAAGAACUAUGAGCAUCUAACAGAUGAUAUUUAUCAAGAUAUAUUGCAAGGAAAAAUUCGCUUUUAAAAUGGAAAAAUAAUAACACUGUAUCUGUCAUGAGGACACAACACAUCAACAGCAUAUGAAGCAAAGAGGGCAACAGCCAUUUAGACUAAGCCUAUUUUCAGAAAAGAAAAAUUUGACAAUUGGUUGGAAUAAAUUUGAGGCUUGUGCAGUAUGAAUGUAGGGUUGGCGAAGCCUGCUGGAAUGCCACUGUCCAUUCAGAUGGACUCUUGUACAAGCUGCAUCACAACGAACAGCUAGUUGUAUGAUUACUGCAGUCUGAGACAAAUUAAAGGCAGAGCCACCAUGCACUAACAUAUAAUGUAAUGUUGAAAUUAUAGAGAGAGUGCCUGCAUUUUGCCAAAAAAACAAACAUAUAUUGAUUGUGGUAUAUGUUAAAAAGAUUUAUAAAUAUACCGGCAAUACACACUAUCUACUUUAAUUGAAUUUGAGGCAUUCCUAAUCAUGAAAAAAGCAGAAUAAAGUCGAUUUUUGUAGUGAUGGUAAAGAAUAUAUUAGGGAUUUUCUAUCUAUGAUUUUUUUGCAAUAGGUCACAAAUUGAAUAUUACAUCUUGUUAUAAUUUACUGUCUUCACCUACUUCCAUUUCUAGUACUAUUCUUGCAUUCUGCUUAGUAUGUGAAACUGACAUAUCCUCAUGCCAAUGAAAGCAUAGAAAAGUUUGCUAAUUUACUUUGCGAUAAAACAAAUAAGUAUCUAGUAUUAUAUGGGUCUAUAUUACAUCUUGUUGUAAUUUACUGUCUUCACCUACUUGCAUUUCUAGUACUAUUCUUGCAUUCUGCUUAGUAUGUGAAACUGACAUAUCCUCAUGCCAAUGAAAGCAUAGAAAAGUUUGCAAAUUUACAUACUUUGCGAUAAAACAAGGUCUAGUAAUCUCGAAAGCUCUGAUGAGGGCAGUAUAAUAGAUGGAGUACAGUAUAUUGGCUCUAACAGCUGCCCAUACAAAAAGGAUCUAUUAAGCAAUCAGCCGGGUAUUCCUAGAUCUCCUCAGCGGAGCUAAAAAAAACCCCAUUCUAAUGACUCUUUAGAUCCUUGGUUCUAUAAAAAAAAAAAUACUAUCUUUGUUAAAGGUAACAAACUUAAUGAUUGAUUUAAAGGAAUUUUGCAGCAAAGUCUGUAAAUAAUUGGAAAUAUACUAAUUUUGAGCUGUGUCUCAUUGGAAGGUUAAUAUAUUUGAUCCUUUUAAUAUAUAAGCAAUUCCAUGUUUUAAUAAGCAAUUAGUAAAGAUGCCCAUAGUACACUAUAGGAAAAUUAUUAUACGAAGGUUAGAUUUAAUGCUUGAAAAAUUUCCCUGAGGGCCUGCAAAGCCCGAGGGAAAUUUUUUAGUUUAUUAGGGCCCAUUGAUUUUAGGAAUUCCUUAAUUUUUCAUGUUUAAUAUUAAAUUUGAAGUAAAUUUCAUUCAGGUUCUAAUCAAGCUUGUUUUACGUAAAGUAUUUUCAAUUACCACUUGUCAACAAUUGACAAUUGGGUGAGUGUCUUCCCCUCUCUUUCUGCGCAAGCGCACAUCGUCCUAGUAUAGAACACUAGCCUAGAAUUCAUAGUGGUGCGCGAUAAUUGGUCUUGUGCCGCAAACUUUAAAAAGAUCAAGCCAAGCGUGCAAUUUGAAAAUAUAGUUAACUGUUGGGGAUAGGCAAAUAACACUAGGAGUUGGAGUGAUGACAUCACUAUUAUUUAGUGUUUUAUAAAGGUUUUAUCACAGGCUGUAUAUACACUUAUAGCCAAUGAACUAUUUUGUUUUUGUUGUUUUCAUUUGUUGUGGAAGUGGUUUGGCGGAGUGGGAAAAGUUUGGUUUCCCAACCUCGAGGUCAGGGUUCCAAUCCCUCGCUGUGCAUUCCACUUGUGUCCUUGAGCAAGGCACUUUACCUGCAUUGCUUUUCUCCACCCAGGAGUAUAAAUCGGUACCUAGUAGUGUUAAAUGCCAAAAUGCGAUGAUCUAGCUGCUGCAACGUUAUGAAACUCUCCCAUAGGUAGCUUUGAGUUUGUGUUCCAUAGGUGUUUAAUCCAAUGACUGGGGGUAAUAAUAUGAAGUGCUUAGAGUCCUUGUUGGUGUUAAGUGCUUCAUAAGUCUAACAUGUUAUUAAUAUUAUUUCAGUAAAUAAGAAAGUACACUGUAGUGUGAUGCAGAUUAUCAUGGUUCUGUAUUUUAAACUUUAUUUUCAUCUUCAGGAAUCACUAUAGAUAUUUCAGUAUUAUUUUCCAGAGGCCUAAAUAUUUAUUUACUUUUAAUGGAAUUAUAACAGAUGUUUUUUAAUUUAAAUCGUACCUUGUACACCACUGGAAUCUAGAAAAGUACUUGCAUGUUUACAAUUUUUGUCAUAAAAUUAAGCCCAGUACUACAGCAAUUCUUUUAAUGAAUCCAAAAUAAUGUUGAAUGAAUUUAUGUAUACAUAACUGUAUUAUAGAAUGAAAUUUACUCCGGAUAAAGAGAGGGAGGCCAUGAUUCAAUAACCGUAUUGUUAAAGGAAUGUAAACUGUAACAUUUAGGCAGAUUGUAUUUCUUAUACACUAUUAAAAUAAACCUACUGUAUGUAAUUUAUUCCAUUAAGUUGUUGCACAAGUA
Messenger RNA from Anneissia japonica, 4520 nucleotides. RefSeq names its product long-chain fatty acid transport protein 4-like. NCBI's taxonomy places the organism in Eukaryota, Metazoa, Echinodermata, Crinoidea, Comatulida, Comatulidae. Gene Ontology annotation, molecular function: long-chain fatty acid transmembrane transporter activity; long-chain fatty acid-CoA ligase activity. The coding region runs from base 37 to 1965 and encodes 642 amino acids. The transcript is spliced from 11 exons. The record is from RefSeq and is a predicted model, not a curated record.